Belonocnema kinseyi is the source of this 2110-nucleotide messenger RNA. RefSeq names its product carbohydrate sulfotransferase 4-like. NCBI's taxonomy places the organism in Eukaryota, Metazoa, Arthropoda, Insecta, Hymenoptera, Cynipidae. Gene Ontology annotation, molecular function: N-acetylglucosamine 6-O-sulfotransferase activity. The record is from RefSeq and is a predicted model, not a curated record. Gene Ontology annotation, biological process: N-acetylglucosamine metabolic process; sulfur compound metabolic process. Bases 735 to 2015 code for a protein of 426 amino acids. The transcript is spliced from 10 exons.
AGGGCUACCACUUACUGAUAUUACUGUUUUUUUGUCGUUAUCUUUGGCUCAAUAAUUUAUUUUUAAUAAAUUAUUUUCCAUUUAACUAUUGAUAAGAGUGAAAAAAAGAGAAAAAAUAAAAAAGACUUUUUAAUUUGAAAGUAGCGAAAAACAGCCUCCUAACCUCAAAAAGUAAACUUGUAGCUUUUUGAUCUUUGACCAUUUUUGAGUUUUGACCGUUUUUAACCUACAGAAAUUGUCUGCUGAAAAAUAACACCCGUGCGCGGAUGACACUCAAUGAUACUUCAGUAAUCAGUAGCAGUAUAUUGCACUAGAUUGCACAAGCAGACCGUGAGCAAAUGGUUUAUCGCAAUUUCUCGACCGUUUGAGGUUCGUGUGUUUGUCGAUUGUCGGUCGCUUAGAAGAAUAUAGUGGGAAAUGUCGAUGAAUCGUGAAAGUCAUCCUUUUCUACUCAGUGUACAUUAUUAGAAAAUGCGAUCGCCGUAUGGAAGCAUUUGAUAGUGUUCUCAUGGCAUCGUUGAAAACUUCUUCGUGUGAAUCAUAUCAAAUUCCUAAUCUACGAAUAGUAUCUUGUUUCGUUGAAACACGAUGGGAAUUUACUUUAGUAAAUUAGGAAAAAUUCGACUUCAUGAGAAAGUAGGGUCGAAAAUUGUAACAAACAACCAUGAUGCUGAACAAAUGCAAUUCUUACCUUAAUCUUGAGGGGGCAAGAACUACCUGUUACUCCGUACAAGAUGCAGCGUUUGCGAUCCGCCAGAUCAGGCGCAAAGAUGUCAAGGAGACUGAGCUUUUACAUUUUAGUCGGCCUGGCAACCGUCUUCAUUUUCUUUCUAGCCCUAAAUCAACAUUACAACAACUAUAUCGAACACCGUCUGCAGCCUAUAAUAUCGGAUGCCGAGUUAAGGUCACGGCAUGUAAAAAUACAGCAAACGUACACGAGUUACAUUAGAGGAACAGCCGACGACGCAACACAAUACGAAAUUCAAGAUGUGAUACAGCAACAAAGAAGGUCCAUUGAAAUAGAAAUGGACGGUUAUGCAUAUACUAAUGGAAGUAAUCUAGAUGAUUUUGUAAUGGAAAAAGGAGGUAGGCCAUUGAGAAGUAUCAUUCUAACAAGCUGGCGUAGUGGAAGUACUUUUCUUGGGGAAGUUAUCAAUGCCCAUCCUGCCACUUAUUAUCAUUAUGAGCCACUAUUAGACUUUGGAAUUAUACAAGUGAGAGGAUCGCCUCUUGCCGAAAUGGCCCUCCAAAAUAUUGAAGCGUUGCUCAAGUGCAAUUAUACAAAUAUGGAGCAUUAUUUGAAUUUCGGGAAGCUUCAUGUUUGGCUCUUUAAUCAUAAUUCCCCUCUCUGGAAACAAUGCCAGAUGCACAAAUCUAUAUGCUGGGAUCCACGUUUUCUUAAUUCUUUUUGUAGAUUAUUUCCUUUUCAAUCAAUGAAGGUUGUACGCUUAAGGCUACGUCUUGUCGAAAAACUUUUAGCACAAGAAAGUUUGGGAGUGAAGGUGGUAUUAUUGGUUCGGGAUCCGCGAGGUAGUUUACAGUCUCGGAGUCACCGAGAUUGGUGUCCAACUGAACCCGAUUGUUCUGAUCCAGCUCUUUUAUGCGCCGAUUUGGUAUCUGACUUUAAAGCAGCUAAGAAAUUUUCUAAAAAGUAUCCUCAGAAUUUCAGGAUCGUACGAUAUGAGGAUCUAUCGGUAGAUCCAUACGAAUAUGUAAAAGAUCUGUAUAAAUUUUAUGGUCUUGAUUUACAUCCAAACAUCAAGCGAUAUCUGGAUACCCACACAAAGACUGAUUAUGGAGCCGUGUCGAGUACUUUUAGGAAUUCUAAAGCAGCUCCAUUCCAUUGGCGAACAGAUUUGGAUUUUGAAGAAGUUCAAGAAAUACAGGAUGCCUGUUCAGUUGCUAUGCAGCUCUGGGGAUACGUACAGGCUGUGAAUGCCACCCACCAAAAGUAUUUUAAUCCAAUAACGAAUUUCAGUCUAGAUCAUCCUGUUGAUGUCAAUGAUAUUUUUUGACAUUUAUUGGUAUUAGCACUACUCAGCACGCGGACAUUUUUUACUUUUAAAUAACAGAAGAAAUAUAUCACUUGAAGACGGGAUGAAUGUUUUAG